GUGACAACACCCUUUUGGCUUCACCCACAUCACACAAAACGUUCCAACAUGGUCCUCCUCGUCACCUCCGAUAACGAAAACUUCAAUGCCGACAAAGACGUCGUCGAGCGCUCGGUCCUCAUCCGAAACAUGCUUGAGGAUGUUGGCGAGUCCGACCAGCCCAUCCCCCUCCCCAACGUUUCUUCGACCGUUUUGAAAAAGGUUCUCGAGUACUGCGAACACCACAAAGGCGAGCCAUUGCCGCAGCCCGACGCGGACCAAUCUCAGGACGAGACACGCAAACGCACAACGGACAUCUCUGAGUGGGACCAGAAAUUCAUCAACGUUGACCAGGAGCUUUUGUUUGAGAUCAUCCUCGCUGCCAAUUAUCUCGAUAUCAAGCAGCUUUUGGAUGUUGGAUGCAAGACGGUUGCGAACAUGAUCAAGGGCAAAACGCCAGAGGAGAUCCGGAAGCUGUUCAACAUUGUCAAUGACUUCACGCCGGAGGAGGAGGCGCAGAUUAAAAAGGAGAAUGAAUGGGCUGAGGACCGGUAA
Mycena indigotica is the source of this 534-nucleotide messenger RNA. Its product is annotated as FAD-binding protein. Bases 49 to 534 code for a protein of 161 amino acids. Gene Ontology annotation, cellular component: cytoplasm; nucleus. Gene Ontology annotation, molecular function: cullin family protein binding. The record is from RefSeq and is a predicted model, not a curated record. NCBI's taxonomy places the organism in Eukaryota, Fungi, Basidiomycota, Agaricomycetes, Agaricales, Mycenaceae. The transcript has 6 exons. Gene Ontology annotation, biological process: mitotic cell cycle; SCF-dependent proteasomal ubiquitin-dependent protein catabolic process.